This is a messenger RNA of Colletotrichum abscissum, 828 nucleotides long. RefSeq lists its product as uncharacterized. The transcript has 2 exons. The record is from RefSeq and is a predicted model, not a curated record. Bases 1 to 828 code for a protein of 275 amino acids. Lineage: Eukaryota; Fungi; Ascomycota; Sordariomycetes; Glomerellales; Glomerellaceae. Gene Ontology annotation, molecular function: protein binding.
AUGUUAUGCGAAGGAAUAACGAUAGGUCGGAGGGUCUGGGAUAACGACAACCCUGAGACUGGCCGUUUUGAGCACGAACUGGCGGUGGCGUUAGGGUCUUGCGGCGAAUACCGUCAAGCCCUAGACCUAAUCCCAGGAGCCGUCGACAAACUCAACCGCUGCUUGGGACCUCGGCAUCCCGACACUUUGACGGCCACGUAUACCAUGGGUGUCUUGUACAAAGAUUUAGGUCUUUUGGGCGACGCUGCCGCCAAGUUUGAGGAUGUUCUGAGGAGAAGUGAAGAGGCCUUCCCUGACGGGAACAUCCACUUACUCCGAUCAAGGUCAAGUCUUGCCUACGUUCGGUCUCGGCAAGGCAGGCUCGCGGAAUCUGUAGAGACACAGCGCCAUGUGCUGGAGACGAUGGGAACUCAGUUUGGAGACGCCCAUCCCGACACGCUUACUGCGAUGGCCGAUCUUGCCGAGACCCUGCGAUGGACAGGAGAUACGGCUGAGGCGGCUGGUUGGUAUGGCCUGGUAUUCAACAAGAUGAGUGAGACGUUUGACAAGGACGCACCAGACAUGAUCGAGGCGCUGAGCGAUUACGCGAACUCGCUCCUGGACGGAGGCAAGACGAUCGAAGCGCGAGAGAAGUUAGCAGAGGUCGGAGGAGGCACAGCACAUGAAAGCGCUACUCGCAGCGAACGUCAUAAGCGGUCCAUCCUGAGAGGGAGGGAUCUUUGCAUGCUUGAGAUGGCCGGGCAUUUGAUAUGCCGUGUUUACACGGCAUCAUCUGAUAAAGACCGGAUCGGACAUCCCACAUCAGCCAUUGAUGUUGGAAGCUCGUAG